AUGUCUCAGACUCGGAUUCUGUUGACUGGAGCAACCGGUUACAUUGGUGGAUCGGUUCUGGCUACGCUGAAAGGCAGUCGGCAUGAGAAGAUCCAAAAUGCUCAGAUCGAUGUCCUUAUCCGAGGCGAGGAGAGAGGCCCGUUAUUCGAGCCGUUUGGUGUCCGGGUCAUUCCAUUCCAAAAUCUAGAUGAGACAGACUUCAUCAGAAAGCUGUCAAGUGAAUAUGAUGUCAUCAUAAACACUGCGUCUGCGUUUCACACGGGAUCAGCAAGGGCCAUGAUUUUGGGGCUUGGUGAUAGACAAAAGAAGACAGGCCAAAAGACUCGUUUCAUUCACACAUCCGGAACGUCCAGCAUUGGCGAUCGUCCUAUCAGCAAGACCUACCUCGAGACGAGCGAGCUUCUCGAUACCAAUAACAUCUACCAGUACCAAAAGUCCCGCGAGGCCAAUGAGAUGUACCAACAGCGUACAACCGAUGUAGCAGUCUUCGAAAGUGGGAUGGAAGUCGGCGUCCCAACAACCAUCAUCAUGGCACCUACUAUUUUUGGCAUUGGCACAGGACCAGUGAACAAGCUGUCCAUUCAAAUCCCGACACUCAUUCGACGCUCUUUGCAGUACGACCAGGCAGUGGUGGUAGGUGAUGGAGCGGGUGAGUGGGAUCACGUCCAUAUUGCCGAUCUAGCCGAGCUCUUCGAGCUUGUCUUGGAGAAAGUCCUGAGUGGAGAAGAGAGUAUUCCCUCCGGCGAAGAUGGUCUGCUGUUUGCGGAAACAGGCCGGCACACUUGGUUGGAGAUCUCUCAAGGAAUUGCGUCCACGGGACAUGAUCUCAAGGCCAUUGGCACUGAAGGGGUUCGCAAUGUGUCCUUGGAAGAAGCGACGACUUGGUCAGCAAAUGGAAGCCUGCAAGUGAGAGAGUUAGGCUUUGCUUCAAAUGCUCGGUCGAAAGCGAUCCGCAGUAGGGCUCUUGGGUGGACUCCUCAAAGAGAAGCAGAGUGGAAACUCGCAGUCAAGGAGGAUUUCCAAGCCAUUUUGGAACGAAGAGACUGA
Penicillium soppii is the source of this 1047-nucleotide messenger RNA. RefSeq lists its product as uncharacterized. The transcript is spliced from 5 exons. The coding region runs from base 1 to 1047 and encodes 348 amino acids. The record is from RefSeq and is a predicted model, not a curated record. NCBI's taxonomy places the organism in Eukaryota, Fungi, Ascomycota, Eurotiomycetes, Eurotiales, Aspergillaceae.